UCUUGGUGUCUGUCAGCCUAACCCCUGUGCAUAUGCCGGGACAUGUCUGGAUCGUGCCGGCGAGUUUGUCUGUGUUUGCCGUUCUCCGUUAAAGGGAAAGAGCUGCAGCAUCAUUUGUAGCGUGGACGAUCCCAUCUUCACGUAUGAUAAAUACCGCUGGGGGCUGCCCCGGCUGACGCGACCACCCUUCAUGUUUGAAGUAAAGGCCGAACGUGACGUCCACGUGGCGCUGUCCUCUCGCCAGGACCAGGACUUGGACGAGAUAUACGAAAUUGUCAUCGGUGGCUGGGAUAACAUGCGAUCUGUCAUUCGCCGCAGCAGGCAAGGCUACAACCAUGUUGAUGUCCAAACACCCAAUAUCGUCUCCAAGACUGAGUACAGAACCUUCUGGAUAAUGUGGUCCUCAGACGGAACCAUUGCAGUUGGCAGGGGUGAUGAGAACUUGCCGUUUAUGCUGUGGAGGGACCCUGACCCACUGCCCAUCAACUAUGCUGGACUCAAAUCCGACUGGAGAAAUGUUGACCGAAAGGUUGGACAGUGGAAACUAUGCCGCACCGCUAGGCCUGACGAUGCUGAAUGCCUUGUGGAGCCGGCCAUGCGGCAUGAGUGUGGUUGGGCGGGGAUCACCUCUGACCAGUGCCGUUCGAAGGGGUGCUGCUACAAUACCGCUACUACACGCCCAGAAAUACCGUGGUGCUUCCACAGGGCUAAGAAAGGUGGGCUGUAUUCUGAACAGAGGUCGGGCUACAGGGCUGCAGGAAAGCAUGUUAAAGCACACUAA
Messenger RNA from Branchiostoma floridae (Florida lancelet), 781 nucleotides. Its product is annotated as C3 and PZP-like alpha-2-macroglobulin domain-containing protein 8. NCBI's taxonomy places the organism in Eukaryota, Metazoa, Chordata, Leptocardii, Amphioxiformes, Branchiostomatidae. The record is from RefSeq and is a predicted model, not a curated record. The transcript is spliced from 4 exons. Bases 191 to 781 code for a protein of 196 amino acids.